AUGAUGCCCGGCGCUCUUCUCGGCGUUCUACUUUUGGCUGCUUCGGCCGCGGCACAGCAACAGCAGACUUUCCAAUCGACGAUUUUUGAUAUUCCGGCUGAGCUGCCCCCGGAAGAUUACGCUGUUCUCUCUCAAGUCGAAGAAGCUCCAGUGAAGAAAAUCAAAGACAGCGUAAAACCUAUCAAAGUGAACAAAGCCGCACUCCAGGUUCCACAAGUCCAGCCAGCUACACCACCGCCUGCGCCAGCACCACCUCAACCGUUACCACAACCGCCCUAUGCUGCGGCUACCCCCUCUCCCUUCACUUUCCCAACCCAUCCCACCAUCGCCCCGUUCACAUUCCCAACUCAUCCUACCAUCGCCCCCUUCACUUUCCCCACUCACCCAACUGUAGCACCAUUCAGCUUCCCAGGGCAACCGACACCUCCACCACCUCCAUUCAUCGUCCCUACUCAUCAUACUAUGGGCACUUUUACACUGCCCACUCAUCCAACGUUGCCUCCCUUCACCUUCCCAACUCAUCCCACAAUAGCGCCAUUUACAGCAGCUCCACCACCGGCACAGUUUUCUGGUAUCAAUGCGCAUGCUCAGCAGUAUCAGCAGUACGGACAGCAGCAGCAGCAGCAGGCUCAGCAAGGAGUUCAGCAACCACAAGAGCAGCAGGGAGGUGUUGGAGCCCAGCAGCAGCAGUAUAGUGGACAAUUUGGACAAGCUCAGCAGCUAGAGCAGUUCGGACAACAACAGACCCAAAAGGCUCUACAGCAGCCCUACCAGCAGUACCAGCAGCAGUACUAUCAAUAUAGUCAAAUUUACGCCCCCCAACAGCAGGUUCAACAGCCACAACAGCUUCAGCUCCAACCCCCACAGCAACCCCAGCCUCAUUCUCAACUCCAACAACCUCAGCCUCAAACUCAAGUCCAUUAUCAACAGCACUAUCCACAGUAUCAAGUGCAAGCCCAACAGCAAGUAGCUCAGCCUCCGGGACAGUUUCAGCAGCAACCCCAGCAAUUCGAACAAGUACAACCACAGGUACAGGCACAGCAGCAAGUACCAGCUGCAACCCUUCCGUCGGUACAGCAAGGUGUUCCACAGCAACGAUUCGAAAGGAUCGUCACGGCUGGUGAGGGAAUCGCUGUAGGGCCACCGAGACAACUUCAACCACUACCACAAGCAUCACUUCCAGUUGUAAAUGCACAGGUCCAAGAGAGUGCGCAACUCGUCCAACCGGUGCCAACAGCACAGGCUGCCGUAAAUCAAGGACGAAUUGAAAAAGUUUCAAGUUCAACACCAAAUCGAGUUUCAUUAUGGUUUAAGGAGCAAUACGACACCACCGCAUGUCAAAAGAAUCUCUCAAACAUCGCGCAGAAGUUCCGCACAAAAUUCCCCGUCUAUCUGCAAAAAGGAGGAAAGGACGCAGCUCUAGCUGAAUUGAUCGAACAACGGCUAAUUGAAUGCGAAAGAAAAUCUACUGCUAGCCACUGGGAUAAGGUGGAUAGCCUCCUCACCAAAGUUUCCCUUAGUAAAAGCGAGGAAUCCGAAUGUCGAAGUGGUCUUAUCCAAGAGCGAAUCUCUUGUGUCAAUUUGCUGAAUUAUGCUUGUCAGUUUAUUGAUCCGACAUUCGUCUUCCGAUUGGUGCCGGCGCGAAUUACCAUUCAGGAAGCCCGGCAAGCAGAAAACGGAGCCGAGAAAUGCCGAAAAGUCGUGCGUCUUGUAAAGAAACGACUAGAAGGAUGAAAAAUUCAUGAGUGUAACCUUUGAGUGCAAUAUAAAUAAUGAAAUACCUGUUUUCGUUGUAAAUUCAGUUGAGCGCAGUUUUUCUGCAAUUUCCGCAAUCGCGAUCGUGUACUUAAAUAUGUUUUCUAUGAAUUUGUUUGCUCACAUUGGACUUAUAGUCCGUUCUUCCAUAAAAACCCAUUUC
Molecule: messenger RNA, 1918 nt
Organism: Cylicocyclus nassatus
Lineage: Eukaryota; Metazoa; Nematoda; Chromadorea; Rhabditida; Strongylidae
Source: the annotation of a GenBank genome assembly